AUGCGCCAAACGCUUCGACGCUCCUGUGCUGCCUGUGCCAAAGCCAAACAUAGCUGUGACCUCCGCACCCCACGCUGCUCACGUUGUCUUAAGCGCCAAGUCCCAUGCCUCUACGCGAAUGAGCCAUUAACGGCAUCGACUUCUACCAUAGAUGGAUCUCUGGAGGUCUGGUUUCUUUCCAUCGGACUGGCCGCCUCAGCUGGUACAGACUAUUAUCAAUGGUUUAUGGGAAUAGCACGUGCCGUCGCUGCUUGUGCUCAGCUGUACUCCUGGAGCGAUGUCCUCGUUCCCAUAAAGAGCGUACUAUGGCUGGAGACAUCACAGAAUGAAGAUAUCUUCCGACCUCACUGGGACGCUGUAUUUUGUACUGCAAGUCAAUCAGAGUCUUCGAUUUUGACGACUCAUAUAUCAUCAAGCAGCACUGGCACAGGAUCUCUGGACAACGUGAUCUUACCAACCAGAUUUUUACCAGGCAGAUCAUAG
Molecule: messenger RNA, 483 nt
Organism: Aspergillus clavatus NRRL 1
Lineage: Eukaryota; Fungi; Ascomycota; Eurotiomycetes; Eurotiales; Aspergillaceae
Product: Zn(II)2Cys6 transcription factor domain-containing protein
Exons: 2
Coding region: 1-483 (160 amino acids)
Biological process (GO): regulation of DNA-templated transcription
Molecular function (GO): DNA-binding transcription factor activity, RNA polymerase II-specific; zinc ion binding
Source: RefSeq, a predicted model, not a curated record